AUGCACCUACUGGUAGAUCUCAUCUAUCAGCUUAAAGAGGAGACACUUCAGCAGCAGGACCAACAGACCAUCCAAAUUCCUGAGCACCUGAUUGCUCAUGCUAAUUCAUCAAAUAUUGGGCCUUUCCUGGAGAAAAGAGGUUAUGUCCCAUUGCCAGAACAGAAGUCAGCAUCCAGCACCACAGCUGUCUCUCUCAGCGAAUGGCUCCUUGGAAGCAAACCUGCCAGUGGUCGUCAGGCUCCUUAUCCCAGCACCAACCUCCAGGACUGGCUCACCCAAAAGCCGACCUUGGAGAAUAGUCAGACUUCUGCCAGAGCCUGCAGUUUCUUCAGUAAUGUCUGGGGCAAACUAAGGGGCUUAGAAAACUGGCUCUACAAGAGUCAGCAACAAGAGGUUCCUGAAAAACCAACUUACCAAAAGUGUAACAGCCAUUCUUCUACCAGUUCUUAUGCUGUUGAAAUUGAAAAGGCUGGAGACCUGGACCUUUUUGAUCAAGAUGAGAUGGACCUUUCUGAUUGGCUGAUGACUGCUCAGGAAUCCCAGAAGCUGGAGAAGCCUGGGAAGGGUAGCUGUGAAACCAGUGAGAAGUGGAAGCUCCUCUUGCAGGUGUUCCAGGAGCCCUGUAGUGUGAAUGAUUGGCUUGUCAAGCCUGAUUCCUGUACCAAUUGUUGGGGCAACCAGCCCAAGGGUGUGGAGAUUGAAAACCUGGGCAAUCUGAAGUGCCUGAAUGACCACGUAGAGGCCAAGAAACCCUUGUCCACUCCCAGCCUGAUGACUGAGGAUUGGCUUGUCCAGAACCCUCAGGACCCAUAUAAAGUAGAGGAAGUGUGCAAAGCCAAUGAGCCCUGUACAAGCUUUGCAGAGUGUGUGUGUGAUGAGAACUGUAAGAAGGAAGCUCUGUGUAAAUGGCUUCUGAAGAAAGAAGGAAAAGACAAAAAUGGUAUGCCUGUGGAACCAAAUCCUGAGCCUGAGAAGUGUAUAGAUUUCCUGAGUGUGUGGCUCUGUCCUUCCAGAAAAGAGGCAAUGCAACAAGCUAAGACGUCAAAGGCAGUGGCUCCCUCUAGAAUUGCAGAUUCCUUCCAAGUCAUAAGGAACAGUCCUUUGUCAGAGUGGCUCAUCACACCCUCAUACAAAGAAGGUUGUCUCAAAGUGCCAAGUGCUGAAGACAGAGCUGGCAAGCAAAAGCUUAUGAACCCCGUGGCCACUUCCUGGUGUCCCUUUAACACAGCUGACUGGAUCUUGCCAGGAAAGAAAAUGGGAAACCUCAGCCAUUUAUCCUCAGGAGAGGACAAGUGGCUACUUCGAAAGAAGGCCAAGGAAGUAUUACUGAACUCACCCCUACAGGAGGAACGUAACUUUUCCCAAGACCAUUACGGCCUCCCAGCAGUUUGUGACCUCUUUGCCUGUAUGCAGCUUCAAGUUGACAAAGAAAAGUGGUUGUAUCGAAUGCCUCUACAGAUGUGAAGGAAUGGAACACGAGUCAAGCAACUUUACUGCAAAUUACCACACAUCCAUGGGCCGAGUGACUGUGCGGCUUGCCAAAUCAUUGUGUUUCUGGGUCUGACCAGUCAGCUUAGUUCCUUUUCCUACCUAAUUUUGAGCUAGUGAAGAGAAAUAAGUCAUCAAAUUAUGAGUUACAAUGUAAAAGAAAAAGGCUGUUUGUUGAUGCUGAGGGUGAUCAGUUCCUUCUUACAGAAGUAUUAACUCAGCCCUACACUAGAAACACAGCAUCUUGGUGGACAGGUCUUUUUCAUAAGCCUCUACAGCUCCUUAGAUUGGAUUAUUACUAGAAGUACAUUAAAACACUGUAGUUUUAAAAAUGAAAUAGUUCUAUAAUCAGGGUGUGUUGAUGUAUUCGAAAGCUAGUGAGCUUCCCUAACCUUUUGAUUGUCCUCCUUUAGAUGCUUCCCUUGCUGUGGGUUUUCUUCCAUUGGUGGUGGAAAUGAUUCUUCUGUUUAAUAUAUAGUAUAUUUCACACAAGCACUUAACUUCGCCAAUAUAUUUUUUUCCUUACCAAAAUGUGUAUUAACAAUCUUGGCAAUUUUGGACAUUAAUUACAAAACAUUUUAACCUACAUGUCAGAUUC
Zalophus californianus (California sea lion) is the source of this 2086-nucleotide messenger RNA. RefSeq names its product nuclear receptor coactivator 4-like. Gene Ontology annotation, molecular function: transcription coactivator activity. Lineage: Eukaryota; Metazoa; Chordata; Mammalia; Carnivora; Otariidae. The record is from RefSeq and is a predicted model, not a curated record. Gene Ontology annotation, biological process: response to hormone; intracellular iron ion homeostasis.